UCCAGCAGGCAUGGCUGCGAGCACCGGUGGGGAACUUAGGCGGCGGCUGGGGGGUCCGGCGGGAGACGCCCCCGACCGACCGCAGGAGCCGCGCGCCCCUCCGGCGCCUUCCUUGCGCCCGGGUUCCUUCUGGCUGACGCGGCUGGUGCUGCUGCGCGCCACCGCCUUCAUUUACCUUGUUGCCUUUCUGGUUGCCUACCAUCAAAACAAAGCCCUCAUUGGAGAUCGAGGCCUUCUGCCAUGCAAGCUGUACUUGGAGAAUGUGAAGCGCCAUUUCAAGGGCAGAAUAAACAUGGAGACAUUAAGCUAUGCCCCAACCCUGAUUUGGUUCUUGGAUUGGUCCAGCAUGGACAGCAUCCUUGAUGCCUUCGCUCUCAUUGGUUUGGCCAUCUCGGCAUUUGUCCUGGUCACUGGAUGUGCCAACAUGAUUCUGAUGGCUGCUGUGUGGACGAUCUACCUCUCCUUAAUUAACGUGGGACAGAUCUGGUAUUCCUUUGGUUGGGAAUCGCAGCUUCUGGAAACAGGGUUUUUGGCCGUCUUCCUAUGUCCUUUGUGGAGGCUUUCCCGUGUGGCCAGGGACACCCCUCCUUCCCUUAUUGUCAUCUGGGCCUAUCGUUGGCUUGUUUUCAGAAUCAUGCUUGGAGCGGGGAUGAUUAAAAUACGAGGGGAUCGUUGCUGGAAGGAUUUGACCUGCAUGAAUUAUCAUUACGAGACUCAGCCAGUUCCCAAUCCUGUGGCCUAUUUCAUGCACCGGUCGCCUUGGUGGUUCCAUGCAUUUGAGACUCUCUUCAACCAUUUCAUUGAGCUGGUUGUGCCUUUCUUUGUCUUCCUGGGGCGGCGCAUGUGCCUGGCCCAUGGCAUCCUUCAGAUCCUCUUCCAGGUACUGCUUAUCAUAAGUGGGAAUCUAAGCUUCCUCAACUGGUUGACCAUCGUGCCCAGCAUAGCAUGUUUUGAUGAUGCCUCCUUGGGGUUCUUGUUUGGUUCCAGCAAAGGAUCACUGAAGACCCACGUCCUGAAGAUACAAGCGGAAGAAGCAGCAGGAAAAUCUGGACCUUUACAAUACGGGAGCUACAUCCGCAAAGCUGUGAAUGUAUCCUUGGGGGCUCUGAUCAUCUUCCUCAGCAUCCCAGUGGUUCUCAAUCUGAUUAGUGCCCAGCAAAUCAUGAAUACUUCCUACAACCCCCUCAGGAUCGUCAACACCUACGGAGCAUUUGGAAGCAUCACCAAAGAGAGAACUGAGGUUAUAAUCCAAGGGACUUCCAGCUCGGAUCCCAAUGAUCCUGAUGCAGUUUGGGAAGAAUAUGAAUUCAAGUGUAAACCCGGGAAUCUGCAGAGGCGGCCCUGCCUAAUCAGCCCCUACCAUUACCGCCUGGAUUGGCUCAUGUGGUUUGCCGCUUUCCAGACCUACGAGCAGAACGAAUGGGUUAUUCACUUAGCCGGGAAACUCUUGGCCAACGAGAAGGAAACGUUGUCUCUUCUGGCCUUCAACCCGUUUGAGGACAAGGCACCACCCAAGUGGGUCCGGGGAGAGCAUUUCAGGUACAAGUUCAGCCGGCCAGGUGGGCAGCACGCCCAGCAGCAGAAAUGGUGGAUCCGUAAGAGGCUUGGACCCUACUUCCCGCCUGUCAACCUGAAAGGACUGAAGAAGUUUUUCAAGGCUCGAAACUGGCCGGACCCGAAGCAGAAUUGAGCUUGGUGAUCUAGAAUUACCCCCUGUUUUGUCUUUGGCCUUCCUUUGAGUUGUGUGAAUUCUCUGCUCUGUUGUCAAUCCUUCACAGCAGAGACAACCCCCCCAGCACUCUCUCAAGCCCACCAGGCCAGGGAUAAAAAUCUUGCGGUUUCUUUUCUGUAUUUAGGGGAGCUGAGGCCGCAAAGGAUGCUCAGAGCAUUACUUGGAAAUGAACGGGUCGAAAAAUGAAAACUCUGGCCAUGAGUAGGUUUUAGCAUCUCUUACCGUCCUGAUUAGCCUAAGAAAAGGGAGCUUUCCAAAGAUCAGCCAGGGGAAGACACGCCAAAUGCAAUAAUUAGAUGUUAACAUAGUUUACAGGCCCCGAAAUGUUAGCAAAAUUAGCAACAUGAAGGGAGGCAACCUUUGUGAUGAGAGGGAGAGCGACGGGUUGUUCAGAAGAUGGAGGAUUUUUCUUGAAAAAGGCAUGGAAUUAAUCUGACAUCUGUCUAGGGCGGUUGAAUGUUUAAUUCGAGAGCUGGGUUGAUUACACAGAAAUUGUCAUAUUAGGCGUAACCUUAAAUGAAGGUUAGUGCUGUCCAAGACCCAACAACUUAUUUUCCACCCAUCAACUUUUGGAAAAAUGAGAUACCCCCCCCCCACACACACACCUUAUAAAAAUUAGGUUGUGGAAGCCUGGAUCCAGGGAUCCCAAAGUCUGUUGGUUCAACUGAUUUCUGCCUGAAGUCAGCUUCCUCCUUCAAGCGCCAUCCAUACCUUUCCUACAAAGCCAUAGAUGCAAAAUUGAAAUUAGAUGCGAAAAAGGCUAAAACCUCCAGAGAUUUCAUGGGGUUGCAUAAAGAUCUAGUGAGAGGUCGCUCCGCUCAGGAAUUUUGGCCAAGCUACUUUGCACACAAGUGACAAGAGAAGUCCUACCUGUUAAGGUAGGAUUUAAUUUCAUUUUUAGGUCCUUGGGCGCCACCUAGUGUUGAUGUUGUUACUAUAUCAGCAGGAGAGUAACUACUGUAAGCGGGUGAAGAGAUAUUUCUUUUCUGCCCUCUCCUUUCCUUGUCUUAUUUUUUUCCUUCUGAUAUCUUUCUCCAGUACAGCCUCUGGGGAAACGAGGCAGCUCCCACCAAAAUCUGGAAUAAUCUCUUGCAAAAGGCAAUUUAAAUCUAGGUGAGGGCUGCUGGUCAACCAAUUAAUGCUUAGUUUGUGAGUACAACCCAUUGGGGUUUUUUAGUACUUUUAUUUGGCAUCUGCUUAUAUUUGAGCACAGUAAAAGACCAAUUCUUGGGAAACUUAAGAUAAACCAACCUUUUUUUUUUAAUUCUUCGUUCUAGAACAAGCAGCAUUAAAAUUCACCCUUAAUGUCCAGAGUUCAAAUUCACAGAAAAUACUUUUUUUAAAAAAAGCAUUUGACCACUUUUAACAGUGGUCAAAAUUAGAAGGAAUUUGUCCCAGGGAUUCUGUCUAUUAUGUAUUUUUAGAUCUAAUGGGUAUCUGGCUCUCCUUGCAAGGGGACUAACUAGUACACAAGGACCAAUCCCACUUAAAAUCUUCAUAUCUAGAAAACCUGUUUCACGUGAAAAAAAAAGCUGUCAUUCUUUUCUAAUAACAUUUCCCUCUGAUUAAUACACCAUAAACUUUAUUAAACUGAAACAAGCGAGAAGGUCAACUCUACAAGUCUAAUUAAAGCUAUUUGUCUUCAUUGCUUCA
Pseudonaja textilis is the source of this 3385-nucleotide messenger RNA. NCBI's taxonomy places the organism in Eukaryota, Metazoa, Chordata, Lepidosauria, Squamata, Elapidae. The record is from RefSeq and is a predicted model, not a curated record.